UGUAUAAUACGCACACCAUAAAAGUCAAUUUCUCUUCUUUCCACUCCAUUUACCUCUUUUCAUCCAAUAAUCUCCUUUCAUCUUUCUUGGAAGUUACAAAAACCAAACUUGGUAAUAUCAACUUUGGCACCCAAAACCCUAAUCCGGACCAAGCCCUAGGGUUUACCCUAACCGGACCCAGACCCAUAAACCACUCUGCUCAGAAAGUGUAUUUCGUAGCAUAGUUAAGGCAGCAAUGGAGGUGGGUAGUUUCAGCCCAUUUGAAAAGAGCGUCUGGGUAUGCUCUGUAAUGGAAGCUUUGGUGGCUGAGACUUUGGUUCUUGCUGGAAAGUCUCUUGCUUGCCUUCUCAUGCUGACAGGAUCAGUGCUGAAUGAUAUGAAUGCAUCACUUAAUUUGACUGCAGUGGAUGAGAGGUUUCCAUUUGAUAAACUUCUCAAAAUGGAACAUCCUGGUACAGAGAACAAAGAUGCCAGUGAUACAGAGGAAGAUGAUGAAGAUGAAGAUGAUGACAAUGCAGAUGAUCAGGAUGAUGAUGCAGGUGAUGAGGAUUUCUCAGCUGAGGAAGGUGAGGAAGAUGAUCCCGAGGAUGACCCUGAAGCCAAUGGGGAUGGAGGGAGUGAUGAAGAGGAUGAUGACGGCGAGGAUGAUGAUAGGGAUGAAGAUGACAGUGAUGAAGAUGAGGAGGAGGAGGAAGACAAAGAAGAUGAGGAAGAUGAGGUUCCUCAGCCACCUUCUAAGAAGAGAAAGUGAAACUAAUCAUAGGCCUGUAGAUCUUCUAUUUUUUCUUUUUUUUUCCCCUGGGUGAGGAACUUCAGUAGGGAGGGAGAAUUCAGCAUGUGUGUUUGCAUAAUAGAAGAUUCACAAUCCUUUGUUCUGAAUGAACCUUAUUUUUUUGCAUUUGUCAUGUACUCAUGUUACAGUUUAUGAAGAUAUAAUACAUAUUAUUCCAUCGUGGAUUGACUGUGAUUCCUAUUUGUUCCGUAGAACUUGUAACUGUUACCUGCAUCUAAUACUAGGACUGUUUAAUAUGUCUUGGGAUUUUGUAUUAACCUGGUAGGGUUUGUUGAAAUAACUAACCGGAAAGUGGAAACUGAAUUUUAUUCAGUUAUGUCAGCAAUUAACACUGCACUGGAGCGAAAUAGCUGAUCCUGCACAGAGACCUGGCUUUCCCAAAAAGCCAGAAACUGAGGUGAACCUGAGGUUUUCAUACCUUAAGAUUAAGACCUUUAGCAUUGCAUUUGGAUUUC
Messenger RNA from Durio zibethinus, 1248 nucleotides. RefSeq lists its product as uncharacterized. Lineage: Eukaryota; Viridiplantae; Streptophyta; Magnoliopsida; Malvales; Malvaceae. The record is from RefSeq and is a predicted model, not a curated record.